Leptopilina heterotoma is the source of this 722-nucleotide messenger RNA. Its product is annotated as 60S ribosomal protein L18a-like. The record is from RefSeq and is a predicted model, not a curated record. Gene Ontology annotation, molecular function: structural constituent of ribosome. Lineage: Eukaryota; Metazoa; Arthropoda; Insecta; Hymenoptera; Figitidae. The coding region runs from base 138 to 671 and encodes 177 amino acids. The transcript is spliced from 3 exons. Gene Ontology annotation, biological process: translation. Gene Ontology annotation, cellular component: cytosolic large ribosomal subunit; ribosome.
GAACACCGCGUUAGAUCCUAUUGGAGAAAGACCUUAACCAUGGCCUCGAACUUGCCUUGUAUUCACCAACUCUGACCAACUUGCUGUAAACCAACCAGCUAACCUCCUUUUUGCUUGAAAAUCAAGUGCGAAACAAGAUGAAGGCUAAAGGAGAAUUGAAGGAAUACGAGGUAGUUGGGCGGAAGUUGCCCACUGAGAAAGAGAAGACAACACCUCUCUACAAGAUGAGGAUUUUUGCACCAGAUGCAAUUGUAGCGAAGUCUCGUUUCUGGUAUUUCUUGAGGCAGCUGAAGAAGUUCAAGAAAUCUACUGGUGAAAUAGUCUCCUUGAAACAGAUUUCUGAGAAAACACCAACAACAAUAAAGAAUUUCGGGAUUUGGUUGCGAUAUGAUUCAAGGUCUGGAACUCAUAAUAUGUACCGAGAGUACAGAGACUUGAGCGUGAGCGGCGCGGUAACUCAAUGCUACCGAGACAUGGGUGCACGACAUCGAGCUCGUGCUCAUUCAAUCCAAAUUAUAAAGGUCGAGAUCAUCAAAGCUGCUCAAUGUCGUAGACCUCAAGUCAAACAAUUCCACGAUGCCAAAAUCAGGUUCCCAUUGCCCAAACGUAUUGCACACAGGAAUCAAAUGCCGACAUUCAGUGUACGAAAACCGCGUACCUACUUCUUGUAAAAACUUUUAUUUGAAUAUUUUUUCUUGAAAUAAACUUGAAAAUUUAUUUAA